Nicrophorus vespilloides is the source of this 1826-nucleotide messenger RNA. RefSeq names its product stAR-related lipid transfer protein 3 (gene Start1). The transcript has 9 exons. The record is from RefSeq and is a predicted model, not a curated record. Bases 231 to 1655 code for a protein of 474 amino acids. Lineage: Eukaryota; Metazoa; Arthropoda; Insecta; Coleoptera; Silphidae. Gene Ontology annotation, molecular function: lipid binding.
AUGUUUGUGUCAGUAUAUGGAGUAUAUGGUUGGAAUUCAUUUGAGAAAGUAAUAAAAAUGUAUGAUUUUGAUAAUAAGUAAACAUUAAGUGCUCCAAAUGGAAUGUGUGUAAUUUCAACAUUAAUCAUCAUCAUCAACCCUAGUUAUGUUAUUGUGUCAAUUUGGACAACAAAAAUAUAUGCAUUAAGUAAAUACAUGUACCAACAAAUAAAUUCCUUUGUGAUAGUACAAUGUCUGAACAAGAUAUUAGAAAUGCAGCAGAAGAAAUGCUCCGAUCAAAUGAAUAUUAUACCAAUCAAACUGCAGGUGAUAUAUCACAUUCCCACAGUAUCAACACAAUCACUUCUGUGAGACCUGAAUAUAUAAUAUCACCAGAAUUCUUUACAGGACAAGCACUGAAUGGACGAAUGUCCAGUGUGCGAAGGUUUUUUUGUUUAUUUGUUACUUUCGAUUUACUCUUUACUAUUCUAAUGUGGCUUAUUUGUAUUAUGCUGAAUGGUGACAAUAUAUUAUCAGCAUUAUCUAAGCAGAUCUACCAUUAUGAUGUACACACAUCAUUGUUUGAUGUUAUUUUGCUGGCAAUCUUUAGGUUUAUAGUGCUCUUGUUCUUUUAUGCUGUUCUCUAUGUUAACUCUUGGGUGGUGAUUGCUAUUUCCACAGCAACAACUUGUGCUCUUCUGAUUGCAAAAGUAUUUGUCUAUGAUUUUCAGACAACAAACCAACCUGUGUUCCAAGUACUCCUGGUCUUGAUAUCAUUCGUGCUUUCAUGGGGUGAAGCCUGGUUUCUAGACUUUCGAGUAAUUCCACGAGAAUUCGACGCUCGUCAAUACGUAAUCGCGUCUACCGAUAAUGAGCGGUCGCCAUUGAUCCGGAAUUAUGUCCAUGGAUAUCCAUCGAUGUAUACUGAUAGUGUUGCCAAUUUCUACUCGCCCUUGGGGUCCAGGGAAGGUUCUCUGCAAGGCUUCGAAGCCAUUCCAAGAUUGCGCAAAUUUCCACCUAUACGAUUAACGGAUGAUCAGGAAAAGAAUUAUUGUGAUUUGGGUGCAAAGGUCCUGGUCGAAUCAUGGGAAAUGUUGAAUAGCGAUGAAUGGAAGUGUAUUAAAGAGUUUCACAACGACGUAAUCGAAGUAAUGGAAUUGUCAAAGGUCGGAAAGAUCUUCAAGUUGACUGGUGUGGUGAAGAAUACAGCUCGUUGCCUAUUGGACGAGUUGUUUUAUCGCGUCGAGAAUAUACCAAAAUGGAAUCCUGCUUUGCUGGAUUCGCACAAGGUGCAGACCAUAGAUGAGAAUACAGACAUAUGCUACCAGGUAUCCGCGGAAGGGGCUCGUGGUGCCGUCUCAAGCAGAGAUUUCGUUACCCUUCGCCAUUGGGGCCUUAUAGAAGAUACCUACCUAAUUGCCUGCGUCGCCACCGAACAUCCAUCAGUGCCUUCAAACGAUAAAUAUAUUAGAGGUGAAAACGGCGUAGGUUGCCUAGCUAUGAGACCACUGAAAAGUGAUAAAGACAAGAGCCAGUUCCAAUGGGUCUUCAAUACGAAUCUAAAAGGUUGGUUACCGCAGUACAUAUUGGACACAGCCUAUGUGUCAAUGAUGUUCGAUUACAUCAAAAAUUUAAGGGCUUACGUGGAGCAGUCGACGAACGUCAAGGGAACAUGACUUAUCUACGUUUUAAACAAGACUUUUCUCUCUCAAUUCGGUCCAUAUAGAAUAUAAAAAUAUUACUAAGGUUUAAUCUGUGAUUCAUCCCGAAACAAAAAUGUAAUAUCGAUUUAUAAUAUAUUUCUCAUUUUAGUGUAUACAUAAUGAAUUUAACUCUAGAUGUUCUAU